Messenger RNA from Maudiozyma saulgeensis, 3840 nucleotides. The record is from the annotation of a GenBank genome assembly. NCBI's taxonomy places the organism in Eukaryota, Fungi, Ascomycota, Saccharomycetes, Saccharomycetales, Saccharomycetaceae.
AUGCCUCCACCACCGAUAUCUACAAAGAAUAAUAAUAAUAAUAAUAAUAAUAAUAAUAAUAUUGAAGAUAGUGAUAAUGAUGAACAAAAUUUUAUUGUUGAAACAGAAACUGUCGAAGCUGCUCCAGUGGUAAAUACUUUAUUAAAUAAUAAUUCAUCAAUUAUUCCUGUAGAAUCAACAAUUUUAUUAAAUAAUGAUAGUACUACUACCAAUAAUAAUGAAAAUUUAAUUUCACAUACUUUAUUACCUAUCAAUGAACAAUCAAUUGGCGAUAAUAAUACUGAUGCAUUAUCUUUAAAUAAUGAUAUUAUUAAUGAACCACCUUUAAAUCAUGUAAAUUUAUUACCUGAUAAUAAAAAUAUACCGAAUGAUUUAGAUACAAAUAAUAAUAGCACAACAAAUUUAAUUGAUAAUAACCCUUUAUCCUUACAUAAUAAUCAAAAUCAAUCAUUAUUGCCAUUAAAAAAUAAAAAAAGUUCACUUUUAAUUGAUUCAAAUUUAGUUAUAAAUAAUGAUAAUAUAACAACAAGUAAUGAUACAGAAACUUUAAAUACAAUUAAGUCGGAUUCUCCACAACCACCUUCUAUUGGGAAUGGUUCGAAUAGAUUACAAUCUAAUACUUCUAUUAAAAAGAUAAUAAAUUCAAAUAUUCAACCAACCACUAUUACGAAUACUACUAGUAGUAAUAUGAUUAAAGAAUUACCUUUGGAUAGUAAAAGGACCACAAAGAAUUUCGAAAGACCUCCAAUGCAUUCAAUGAAUUCAAGAGAUGUAUUAAUGACAGAAAAGAAAACUAAUAGUCCUUUAGUAAUGUCUAGUAAUAAUAAUAAUAACAUUAAUAACAAUAAUGUCAUUCCUAAUCCUACUAUUAAUAACAGUGAUGACCAAAAUAUAGCUAAUAAUAGUAAUAAUACCAAUAAUACUAACAAUACAACCGCAACAAGUAAUAAACUUAUUUCCGAACAAUCAAAGGAUAACUACAGUAAUAACAACAAUAAUGUUAUAAGUGGUACUUCAACGACUAAUACCGAUGCAGAUAAUAUAUUCUCUAAGAAACCAAUAACUAAUGAUCUAAAUAGAAAUAGUGAAAAUAAAUUGAAUGGUGGCCAUACUAUGAUAAAUAAAAGUACAGAUAAUUUAACACAUCAUAAUGUAAUAUCUACUGAUGAUUUACAUUCACAAUUUGAUGAUUCGAGUCAAAAACCAACAAAGACAGAUUUUUUCGCUGCAAGAUUAGCUUCUGCAGUAGGUGAAAAUGAAGUUAGUGAUUCAGAGGAAACUUUUGUAUACGAAUCUGCUGCCAACUCUACAAAGAAUAGAAUCUAUCCAAGCUCAAGUAAUCAUGUGAAUUCACAAGCUAUUGCAACAUCUAAUAAUACACAACAUCCCUCAGUUAAUGGGAGUAUAGAUAUCCAUUCAAUGACUGGAGAUGUAUCAGAACCACAACAUGGCGUCAUACCAAAAAUGAGUGUUCCACUUUUGAAUAGUAACAAGAAAUUAAUGACAAGAUUGAAAAAUCCAAGACAUAUUAGUACAAGUGGAAUUCCGUUAUCUACUACUGGACCAAAUAAUAUUAGUGUCACUGGUAACCAUGUUCCAUCGAAUUAUCAUCAAAAUCAAAAUGUGCAUUCACAUUUAAAUGGUUAUCCACACUCAUCUAUAUCACAUCUUCCUCCAUUGUCCACCACUGGGAGUUCUAACCCCAAUACUGUUAACAACCCGGAAAAGAUUAUGUAUUCUCCAGUAAUGAAUCAAAACUUAAAUUAUUCAGGAGUAACACCUGGUAAAGCCAAUGGUAGUCCCAAUGUUACUAACCAAUUCAACAGUGCUCAUACACAAGCAGAGGACUUGUCUACAGUAAGGUCAUUCAAUAAAACCAAUAGAAGUCACCCACAGGAUACACGACCAAUGAGACCAUAUAUCUUAGAUCAUCCAAAAUCACCAAACAAAAGAUCAAGUAUUGCAUCGCUAACUAAAUCUAGUAUGAGUCAACCAAGUGCUUCAUAUUUCCCUUCACAACCUUUACCACCGCAAAAUAAUACACCCAAUGGAAUAGGACAGCGGCCAAUUCCUAACAAUCUUGCUACGUCACUAAGACAAAUGGGAUCAAGUUCGUUACAACAUAACAAUAGCAUCAGCAGUAGCACAGGAAUGAAAGCUGAAAAUAAGAAAGGUUUAAGAACAACUGUAUCAAAGAUAUUUGAUACAAACGAGACACCUCUAAGAAUCUAUUCUGGCGUACCAGAUAAUGUCAAUCUUGAAGAUUAUAUUGAUCAAUCUGAUAAUAUGGGAGCCAAUGGCAAUGGUAACAACGGCUAUAAUAGCAACAAUACAAAUAUUCCAAUGAUGAAUAAUCAUAAUAGUAUGACUGGCAGUGUUCAUAACCACUCAUUAAAUGGUCUGAAUAAUCAAAAUAGUGUGAAGAUAAGUAAUUAUAUGAAUUCAAAUGAUGGGAAGAGAGUAAUGAGAAAUAGUAUCAAUGGAUAUCAACAGUGUGACACCAACAAUAAUAAUUGUAAUGAUAAUGCAUAUGAUAAUGAAAUCCAUGAUAACAAUGGAAAUCAUAGUGUAUAUCAAAAUUAUGGCAGCGUAAAUAACAAUAAUGGAGAUUAUAUGUAUAAUGAAUCUGUCCCAAUUAGAGAAGAAGACGAAACCGAGUAUAGUAGCUAUAGAAAUUCGAUUGCAAACAUCAGUAAUGGAGGGGGUCCCAAUGAAGGUGGGCAUUAUUCCAAAGAUUAUUCAACACGAAGUAACAAUGACAAUAAUAACAAUAUUCACAAUAUUGCUGAAAAUGAUGAUAUGCGAUCGAUGUUUUAUUAUAACCAUCGUGCAAAUCUUGAAGCGCGUCCCGAAAUAUCUGACUAUGAAGAUGAUGACGAUGACGUUGGUGAGGAUGAUGGAGGCAACAGAAGUUUUUUCGCAAGACAUAAUUUCUUACCCUCACAAAUGCAUUUUACUAGCAAUCGCCAUCCAUCCUAUUCAUUCACGAAGCAACAGCCAGUACAAGGAACAUUCUAUGAUUAUACAAUGUCACCAAAUCAGCAUCAUAUGGGACAACCCAAUGAAUAUACGCCAUUACGUGGAGGACCGGAUCAACUUGCACCUGCUGUAACAACAAGAAGAAGGUAUUCUAGAAAUAAUAAUGGUUAUUCUCCACAUGAUUUUUAUGGUAAGAAAUCCACUUGGUCCAGAUUAAAAUCUGCAGUAUAUUUUUCAUUUGUAAUGACAAUUUUAGUGACCAUUGGAUUUGUAUUCGGUUUCAUUAUUGCAACAAAUAAAGAAUUACAAGAUUUUAAUGUUGUUCUUGUAGAUAACGUUAUCUCUACUACAGAUGAGUUAUUGUUUGAUAUUACAGCGUCUGCAUUCAAUCUUGGUUUCUUUUCGAUAUCAAUAUUUGAUUCUGAUCUUGAUAUUUUUGCCAAGAGUGAUCAUAUUCCUAACGAUGAUAACGGCGGUAAUGAUAAUAACAAUGACAAUUCAGACCCAUUCAGAGAUCGUAAGGAUGAUCCCACCGAAACUAUUUUCCUUGGAACCGUUAAUAAAUUAGACCCUGAAUUAAAAUUCAGUGGUGGAUUUUUUAAUAGGAAAUAUGAUGUAUCAAUGACAAGUUUAAAGAUCAAGAACCCUGGUACAAAUGAGGAUAAAUCAGGCAAUAAGAAUGAAUCUGAUCAACAGGAUGAUCCUAAUGGAUCUGAAAAAUGGGAAGAGAUUAUAAAAUAUAAUUAUGAUCUUAUCAUUCGUGGGACUUUACGUUACAAGAUUCCAUUUUUCAAUAACAAUAGAUCAAUUGCAGUUCAAAGAACCGCAAAGGUACCAAAGGGAGACAAAGAUAAAGAAUGA